CUCGCGGCAGCCGCGGCGCCGCCGUCUCGAGUCUGGAAGUCGCUUUGCCGGCAACGGCGGCUGCUGCCCAACCCCGAUUCCCAGGGAAUUGCACCGAUUGCGUCUGUUCUCCCCGACCCUCCCGUCUGGGACCACCUCCCAGCCAAAAAAAAACACCACCGUCCGGGAGGAGAUCGCGGGACCCGGCGGAGCUCGGCUUCUCAAGCUUCCACACCGGGGACAUGGUGGGCUUCACGGUCCCCGCGGAAGUCAGCGCGUUUUUGCUCGAUAUAGAAGGCACCACCACUCCCAUCACCUUUGUCAAGGAUAUUUUGUUUCCUUACAUCAGGGAAAACAUCCGAGAUUAUCUGGAUGCCCACUGGGAGGAGGAAGAGUGCCAGCAAGAUGUUGGCUUGCUGAGAAAACAGGCUGAAGAAGACUCUCAUAUGGAGGGAGUGGUGCCUAUCCCACUGGAAACCAGGGAUGGAGAAGAAGAGGUUGAACGGGUCAUCCAAGCCGUGGUAGACAAUGUCCUCUGGCAGAUGUCUUUGGAUAGGAAGACCACAGCUUUGAAACAGCUCCAGGGCCACAUGUGGAGAGCGGCCUACAAAAAUGGCCGCCUGAAAGGAGAAUUCUUUAAGGAUGUCGUUCCCGCAGUGAAAAAGUGGAAAGAAGCAGGAAGAAAAGUGUACAUUUAUUCCUCUGGGAGUGUGGAGGCUCAAAAGCUUUUGUUUGGGAAUUCUACAGAAGGUGAUAUUUUAGAGCUUUUUGAUGGCCACUUUGACACCAAGAUAGGACCUAAAGUGGACAGCGAGAGCUAUCAGCGGAUUGCUGCAAGCAUUGGAUGCGCCACAAACAACGUACUCUUCUUGACGGACGUCACUCAAGAAGCAGAUGCAGCCGAAGAAGCAGACAUGCAUGUGGCUGUCGUAAUCCGGCCAGGCAAUGCAGGACUGACAGACGAUGAGAAAUCGUAUUACAGACUCAUAACCUCUUUCAGCGAAUUGUUCCUGCCAUCCUCUGCUUAAAAUUUGCACCUAGGAUUCAGGAAGGGAUGCGGAAAAAGAGGAGCCGCCGAGAAAGUUAUCCUUACCGUUUAUCGUCCUUCCUGCCAGCGAUGAAGAGUCUCGAAAACAGAAAUAUUGGGCCCCUGACUCCCCUGAUGAGACACAAUUGAACCUGGUGGAAAAUUGCCAGUUCUUUGAUAGUAGCAAAGUGAGGGGUUGACUUGGUUUUCCUUUGGAUUUGCAAACGGAAGAAUCAAGAGGUGCAACUCAAGAGAAGGUUCUCCUGUCUUUUUGAGGUCAACCGGUUGGAUGCAAAUACCACCCUCCAGUUCAAAGGGGCAGCAAUGAAGACUUUAUUUAAGGGAUGUGUCUUGGGUACAUACACUACAAACUCUCAUCUCUUAUUCGCAUCACACUUGAUUGCAGGUUUUUUAAAGUCUUCUCUUCUUUGUAGUAAACGUAGGGGAAAUCCAGUCUAUUUAUAGUUGAAAAAUGUUGCAAGCUGAGCUCUCUGAAUUGAUUGGUCUUGGAAAGGAAAGGAAAAAGCAGCACAGGCACCAUGAAUUAAACUGCACAUGCAAGCUAGUAAGAACAUCUACGUGCCAACUGGAACAUGUUUGCAUGUGGAAGGCAUGAUUGAUCCUUCGUCACAAGAGUUGCAUGAUUGCUCAAAGGUUGUCCUACUUAACCUGGGGGAAGGGGAUGCUUUUUUUUGGCUGGGAAAAAUUGCUGGGAAAUUGCAUUCUAAAUCCUGCAGGUUAGUUCCUUACCUGUUGCACUCGAAGGUGUAAUGGAGACCUGAUUGUUUUGUGUGGCUUCACUUGUUCCUUUUAUGUGCAGCAUUUCAAGAGUGGUAAGCAUGUCUCAGUGUCAGCAACUCUUCCUUUCUGUUUGGUUGGUUUUUCAAGGUGUUUCAGCAAUCCAAAACAGAAGUAUUUGUCUCUUCAGCACGUUGCACAUUUUAUGUUCUGCUAGAAGUAAUGUUUUGCCUCCCCAAAACCUACUCCUUUUCACCAAGGAUGGAAGGGGGAACAGUCCCAAAAUCCUAUUGAAUGCAAUAUUUUUUUCCAUUUGGCCAGUCUGUUUUGGAGUUACAACCUUGCGUGGAAAAUGGGCUUGUUGUUACAACUGCAAAGCUGGAUAAAGUACUGAAAUCAUAAGAUGUCAUCCCAGUUUAAUUGGAAAUGUCCAGAGAGUCUAGUAGGCUGCCAGGAGUCUUACAAUGGAACAAACCCACAAUGUCUCACAGGUAUCAAACUCAAGGCCUGUGGGCCGGAUUUGGCCCGUGAGGUGCUUAAGUGGAAAUAGCAUUGGACCCGCCUGCGGUGCCUCUGGCAGUCAAAAUGGGGCGCAGGGAGACUCCACGCGACCCCCUGCACCCUGUUUUUGGCCUGGAUGAACUUUUAAUGGCCAAAACAGGGCACGGGGGGGGUGGACUGCCAUGUGUGCCCCUCCCGUGCCCCGUUUUGGCUGGUGAAAUGCUGCAGAGGUCAUUUAGACUGAAAACAAGGCGCGGGGGGGGGCAGCACGCGGCCCCUCCCCUGCCCCCUCUUGGAUGGCAGGGUGCUACAGGAGGUGUCCAUCCUGUCUCUUCCACCACCACCACCCAGCCCGUGAAGGAGAACUGCAGUGGUGAUCCAGCCCUCAAAGAAAUCCAGUUUGACAUCCCGUAAUUUGAUGCCCCCUGUAUGUGUGUUGUGGGCAGCCCUUCCAAUACUUGAAGGUGUUGUUAGAAUCGGGCUUGCUGUUGUGUUCCAGGUGGAAAGGGCUUGGUGUUACACACAAACAAAUAGCCUGUUCCUCAAAAUCCGCUAUAUACAAUCCACAGAGGAAAAAUCAGACACGGUAUUAAAAUUCUCGCGUAUUGAGCUUAUAAAUCCUUUCCCAGUCUGGAUGCUAAUGGAGAGUGGCUCCGUAUUGCCGAUGUAGUCAAUGUCCAUAUAGGAUUGUUGCCUUGUGCAUGUCUUGCCUUUAAAUAAAAUCUAUGACUGAAGUAAAAGACUUGUGUCUGAAAGUAGCUUCAGCUUAGGUGGUUGCCCUAAGUGUGCAUUUGUGAGGGGGAAAGUCAACUUUUAUUUUAUUUUUUUUACUGUUGAUAACUCGUUCAAUAUCUUUUCAGUUUCUGAGGUAUGCCAAUGAACAGUGGUGGGAUUCCAAAUUUCUUCCUAUGAGAGCGUGCUUUGUGCAAGCUUCGCGCAUGGCUCAGCAAUCAAAAAACACCUUCUGUCAGCGCUGGUGAGGUGAGCUGUUUUUUAGCUCAGCUGAGGCGUGGCAAUCUGCUCUGCUUCGUGAAUCAGCUGAGCUAAAAAAAAA
Molecule: messenger RNA, 3299 nt
Organism: Pseudonaja textilis
Lineage: Eukaryota; Metazoa; Chordata; Lepidosauria; Squamata; Elapidae
Gene: ENOPH1
Product: enolase-phosphatase 1
Molecular function (GO): magnesium ion binding; acireductone synthase activity
Source: RefSeq, a predicted model, not a curated record